GCAGCUACCAUUCGAUUUUUUGUCAGCUCAGACAUUUGGAGUUCAAGUGGUUCUGCUUUAACCCAAAUACGACUGCUGGACAGAAACAUUCGUCAGUCACUGUUGAACCUCUGGCGAGGAAAGAUCUCUUUAGACUAUAACAUAGUAAUUGCUUGUUGGCGGUGAAAGUGUUUGAGCGAUGGAACAGAAAAAGUAUCCUAUGCUUCUCUCGGAUCUCGAUGAGUUGCCAAGAAUCAGUUUCGCGGGAUAUGAUCUGUAUUUCGACCCCAAUUUGUGUCCCAUUGCAACCAAAGUGGCCAAUGAGGUGCUCCAGGAGACAGAGGAAAAGAAACAAAGGUGCAUAGGCGAAUUGAGAAAGCUUCUGGAGCAGGAGAAGAAUCUCGUGGUUCCCAUUGAUAAUGAGGGAUGGCUCAUCCGAUACUUACGAGCCAGAGACUAUGAUGUAACUGAGACAUUCCAUCUGAUCAGAAGAUAUUACAAGUUCAAAAUCAAGUAUAGUGAUAUGUACAAGGACUUUAUUCCAUCCAAGAUGACCCACUUGUACGAGCACAUGCUGUUCACAGGCACGCCCGAGAAGGAUGACAUGGGAAGAAGAGUUCUGUUCAUAGAGAUUGGCAAGAAGUGGAAGCACAAGAUUGUCUCCAUCAAGGAACUGUUCAGAGUGUGCAUUCUGAUUAUGGAGGCCGCCAGUCUGGAACCCACCACCCAAGUUCUGGGCGGUCAAGUGGUCGUUGACGCGAAGGGAUUCAACUUGUCGCGCGCCAACAAAUUCACGCCCAACAUCCUGAGGAUGGGCAUCAAGUGGAUACAAGACUGCAUUCCGAUUAAGAUUGUGGCCUUUCAUGUGAUAAAUGAGAACAAAUUUGCGGACAUCGUGUGGAAUCUGGCGAAGCCUCUGCUGAGGCAAGAAUUCCGGGAGCGUAUUCACUUCCACGGCACAGAUUAUGCAGCGCUGCAGAAGUGGAUUCCGCCCAGGUGUCUCUUCACACACUACGGCGGAACGGUGGAAAUCCCUGAACUUCCGACUCACGACGAGCUCUGGGAGCAAUACUCGCAAUGGGCCGACAAAGCUGACAAGGAGUUUGAAGUUGUUAAUUCGUAUGGUUUUAAGAAUUGAAAAAAAAAUUUGAACAGGUUUGGAGGAGCAAUUGAAAGAUUGGCUACUAUUUGGUGAUUGAAGGUGCUUUUUUCUGGUGGAAUAAAUGUGUGCG
This is a messenger RNA of Phlebotomus argentipes, 1211 nucleotides long. RefSeq names its product alpha-tocopherol transfer protein-like. The transcript is spliced from 3 exons. Lineage: Eukaryota; Metazoa; Arthropoda; Insecta; Diptera; Psychodidae. Gene Ontology annotation, cellular component: membrane. The record is from RefSeq and is a predicted model, not a curated record. Gene Ontology annotation, molecular function: phosphatidylinositol bisphosphate binding. The coding region runs from base 179 to 1117 and encodes 312 amino acids.